Messenger RNA from Marmota flaviventris (yellow-bellied marmot), 3605 nucleotides. The record is from RefSeq and is a predicted model, not a curated record. Lineage: Eukaryota; Metazoa; Chordata; Mammalia; Rodentia; Sciuridae.
GAGUGAAGCUGUGGGCAGAAACCUUUGGCCGGGGCCUGUACGACACCAUGACCAGAUACUCCGGCUCCCUCUUGCUGCAGAAGAAAUACAAGGAUGUGGAGUCCAGUCUGCAGAUCGAGGAGGUGGAUGGCCUGGAGCUGGUGAGGAAGUUCUCGGAGGACAUGGAGAACAUGCUACGCAGGAAGGUCGAAGCUGUCAAGAGUCUGGUGGAGGCUGCUGAGGAGGCAGAUCUGAACCAUGAGUUCAACGCAUCUCUGGUGUUUGACUACUACAACUCAGUCUUGAUCAAUGAGAAGGAUGAGAAUGGCAACUAUGUGGAGCUGGGAGCCGAGUUUGUCCUGGAGUCCAACGCACACUUCAGCAAUCUGCGUGUGAACACCUCCAUCAGCAAUGUGCAGCUGCCCACCAACGUGUACAACAAAGAUCCAGAUAUUUUAAAUGGAGUCUACAUGUCUGAAGCCCUGAACCCUGUUUUUGUGGAGAAUUUUCAGAGAGACCCUACAUUGACCUGGCAGUAUUUUGGCAGCGCAACUGGAUUCUUCAGGAUCUAUCCAGGUAUAAAAUGGACACCGGAUGAGAAUGGAGUCAUUACCUUCGACUGUCGAAACCGUGGCUGGUACAUACAAGCUGCUACUUCUCCCAAGGACAUAGUGAUCUUGGUGGACAUAAGCGGCAGCAUGAAGGGGCUGAGGAUGGCUAUUGCCAAGCACACCAUCAUCACCAUCUUGGACACCCUGGGAGAGAAUGACUUUGUUAAUAUCAUUGCGUACAAUGACUACGUCCAUUAUAUUGAGCCCUGUUUUAAAGGGAUCCUGGUCCAGGCGGAUCGAGACAACCGAGAGCAUUUCAAACAGCUGGUGGAAGAGCUGGUGGUCAAAGGUGUGGGGGUCGUGGACCAGGCCCUGAAUGAGGCCUUCCAGAUCCUGAAGAAGUUCCAAGAGGCCCGGCAAGGAAGUGUCUGCAACCAAGCCAUCAUGUUGAUCACUGAUGGGGCCGUGGAGGGCUAUGAGCCAAUAUUCGAGAAGUAUAACUGGCCGGACCGCAAGGUCCGAGUUUUCACUUACCUUAUUGGGAGAGAAGUGUCCUUUGCUGACCGCUUGAAGUGGAUCGCCUGCAACAAUAAAGGCUACUACACGCAGAUCUCCACGCUGGCCGACGCCCAGGAGAACGUGAUGGAAUAUCUGCAUGUGCUGAGCCGCCCCAUGGUCAUUAACCAUGACCAUGACAUCAUCUGGACGGAGGCCUACAUGGACAGCAAGCUCUUUACCUCGAAGUCACAGAGCCUGAUGCUCCUCACUACCGUGGCCAUGCCUGUCUUCAGCAAAAAGAACGAAACAAGAUCCCAUGGCAUUCUCCUGGGUGUGGUGGGCUCUGAUGUAACCCUGAGAGAGCUGAUGAAGCUGGCACCCAGGUACAAGCUUGGGGUACACGGAUAUGCCUUUAUGAACACUAACAAUGGCUACAUCCUCUCACAUCCUGACCUCCGACCCCUGUACAGAGAGGGGAAGAAAUUGAAACCCAAACCCAACUACAAUAGCGUGGAUCUGUCUGAAGUGGAGUGGGAAGACAAGGCUGAAAUCCUGAGAACAGCCAUGAUCAAUAGGGAGACAGGUUCUUUCACUAUGGACGUGAAGGCUCCGCUGGACAAAGGGAAGCGAGUUCUUUUCCUGACCAAUGACUACUUCUUCACAGACAUCAGUGACACGCCUUUCAGCUUGGGAGUGGUGCUGUCUCAGGGCCAUGGGGAAUAUGUCCUCCUGGGGAACACAUCUGUGGAAGAAGGCCUGCACGACCUGCUUCACCCAGAUCUGACCGUGGCCAACGACUGGAUCUACUGCAUCACAGAUAUUGACCCAGACCACCGGAAGCUCAGCCAGCUGGAGGCCAUGGUCCGCUUCUUGACGGGGGAGGAUCCAGACCUGGAGUGUGAUGAAGAGCUGGUGCGGGAGGUGCUGUUUGACGCGGUGGUGACAGCCCCCAUGGAAGCCUACUGGACAGCGUUGGCUCUCAACAUCUCUGAUGAGUCAGAGCAAGGAGUGGACGUGGCCUUCCUGGGCACCCGGGCUGGCCUCCUCAGAAGCAGCUUAUUCGUGGGUUCCGAAAAGGUCUCCGACAGGAUGUUCCUGAUGCCUGAUGAUGAGACCAGUGUGUUCACGAUGAACAACUUCCCUCUGUGGUAUCGCCAGGCCUCCGAGCAGCCUGCUGGUAGCUUUGUCUUCAAUCUGCGCUGGGCAGAGGGACCAGUGGCAGUUACGGCCAGCACCGCUGUAACUGUGACGGUAGACAAGAAGACAGCCAUUGCAGCAGCGGUGGGAAUCCAAAUGAAGGUGGAAUUCCUCCAGCGCCAGUUCUGGGCAGCCACAGAGCAGUGCAGUGCUAUGGGUGAGCCAUGCCCAAAGAGCUGCAGGGACAGUGACCUGGACUGCUUCGUCGUGGACAACAAUGGCUUCAUUCUGAUCUCGGAGAGGUCGCAGGAGACGGGAAGAUUUCUGGGGGAGGUGGACGGCGCUGUCAUGACCCAGCUGCUCAACAUGGGGGUGUUCAACCAGGUGACUAUGUAUGACUACCAGGCCAUGUGCAAGCUUCCGGAUCACCACCACAGCGCAGCCCAGCCCCUGGUCAGCCCAAUCUCUGCCCUGCUGAUGGCAACCAAGUGGCUGAUGAGUGAGCUCUUGCUGCUCCUGCUGGAGUGGAGUGCCUGGGGCUCCUGGCAUGACAGAGUGGCAGAGGCCCACAAGCAUAAGAAGCAGGAGCUGCUGCAUCCCUGCGACACAGAGUACCCCGUGUUUGUGCACCAGACAGCCAUCCAGGAGACCAACGGCAUCAUCGAGUGUGGGGCCUGCCAGAAGAUAUUUGUGAUGCAGCAGAUUCCCAAGACCAACCUGCUCCUGCUGGUGACAGAUCCCACCUGUGACUGCAGUGUCUUCCCACCAGUCCUGCAGAAGGCCACAGAAGUCAAAUAUAAUGCCUCUGUCAAGUGUAACAGGAUGCGCUCUCAGAAGCCCCGCCGGAGACCAGAUUCCUGCCAUGCCUUUCAUCCAGAGGAGAACGCUCAGGACUGUGGCGGCGCCUCGGACACGUCAGCCUGGCUCCCCCUGCUCCUGCUGCCUCUGGGUGCCUGGGUGCUGCCACUUCAGCUUCUGCGGUGACACUCACUGCAAGGGGAACCUUCCAGAGACAUUCUAAGAAGUUAGCCUCUGGUGUGGGAUGCAGUUCACUACAGAUGGAUUACCUCCCGGGCCUGUGCUCAUCCUGGGCUAAUGGUCCCUGCUUCCAGAGAUUGCUGGAAGAACAAGAGAACAAAGCCUCAGAUGCCAUUUUCCAAAGACCCUCCAGGGUGCCUGGUACCGUUCACCCAGGCUCUGUGGACAUCCUGCUAUGCUUCGUCUCUUCUCUUCAGGAGUCCAGCAUGAGCCAGACUUAGACCAAGACAAAAGAGUUAGUUCCACCUAUUCUGCAGAUCAGACCUGUUUCUAAUGAAGCAGGCUGAUCUUCAGAACCCACGGACCUACAGGUGCUGAGCAGGAGGAGCCGAGUAAGGCCAAGGGCAGGGAGGAGACUGAGGCAAGAGCAUGCCUGGCUGAAACAGGAGGAUGGAGCAUUUC